UUGGCUCGUCUGGGCCAGUUUGAACGACGUACGGAAGCCGCGGCGGCUCAUCUACGGCCGCGUUUUUUUUAUUCCCUCUCUUUGCCUCCCUCCUUCCGCGCGAGUCUCAGGAGAAGCCGCAGCGCAAGGCGCCGCUGCUUCCGCCCGGGGCCCGGGCUGACCCUGGCCCCUGCCCCCACAGCUCGCCUUGCGCCAUGGACUGGCAGCCAGAUGAGCAGGGCCUGCAGCAGGUCCUGCAGCUGCUCAAAGACUCUCAGUCGCCCAACACAGCCACGCAGCGCAUCGUGCAGGAUAAACUCAAACAACUGAACCAGUUUCCCGACUUCAACAACUACCUGAUCUUCGUUCUGACCAGACUCAAGUCGGAAGAUGAGCCAACUCGCUCUCUCAGUGGCCUCAUCCUCAAGAACAACGUGAAGGCGCAUUACCAGAGCUUUCCACCGCCUGUGGCUGACUUCAUCAAGCAAGAGUGUCUCAACAACAUCGGGGACGCCUCCUCGCUCAUCCGAGCCACCAUAGGCAUUCUCAUCACCACCAUCGCUUCCAAGGGCGAGCUGCAGAUGUGGCCCGAGCUGCUGCCCCAGCUGUGCAACCUGCUCAACUCAGAGGAUUACAACACUUGCGAGGGAGCCUUCGGAGCCCUGCAGAAGAUCUGCGAAGACUCUUCUGAGCUUCUGGACAGCGACGCCCUCAACAGGCCCCUCAACGUCAUGAUCCCCAAGUUCCUCCAGUUCUUCAAGCACUGCAGCCCCAAGAUCCGGUCCCACGCCAUCGCCUGCGUGAACCAGUUCAUCAUGGACCGGGCCCAGGCGCUGAUGGACAACAUCGACACCUUCAUCGAGCACCUGUUCGCCCUGGCCGUGGACGACGACCCCGAGGUGCGGAAGAAUGUGUGCCGCGCUCUGGUGAUGCUGCUGGAAGUGCGAAUCGACAGGCUUAUCCCCCACAUGCACAGCAUCAUCCAGUAUAUGCUGCAGAGGACCCAGGACCACGAUGAGAACGUGGCCCUUGAGGCCUGCGAGUUCUGGCUGACACUGGCCGAGCAGCCCAUCUGCAAGGAAGUCCUGGCCUCCCACCUGGUCCAGUUGAUCCCCAUCCUGGUGAACGGGAUGAAGUACUCGGAAAUUGACAUCAUCCUGCUCAAGGGGGACGUGGAGGAGGAUGAGGCGGUCCCCGACAGCGAGCAGGACAUCAAGCCACGCUUCCACAAGUCACGCACGGUCACGCUGCCCCAUGAGGCCGAGCGGCCUGACGGCUCCGAGGACGCAGAGGAUGAUGAUGAUGACGAUGCUUUGUCCGACUGGAAUCUGAGGAAGUGCUCGGCGGCUGCGCUGGACGUCCUGGCCAACGUCUUCCGGGAGGAGCUGCUGCCCCACCUCCUCCCCCUCCUCAAGGGCCUCCUCUUCCACCCUGAGUGGGUGGUCAAGGAGUCAGGCAUCCUGGUGCUGGGUGCCAUCGCUGAGGGCUGCAUGCAGGGCAUGGUGCCCUACCUGCCUGAGCUGAUCCCGCACCUCAUCCAGUGCCUGUCGGACAAGAAGGCCCUGGUCCGCUCCAUCGCCUGCUGGACGCUGAGCCGCUAUGCCCACUGGGUGGUCAGCCAGCCGCCUGAUAUGCACCUUAAGCCCCUGAUGACGGAGCUGCUCAAGCGCAUCCUGGAUGGCAACAAGAGGGUGCAGGAGGCGGCCUGCAGCGCCUUCGCCACCCUGGAGGAGGAGGCCUGCACGGAGCUGGUGCCAUACCUUAGCUACAUCCUCGAUACCCUCGUCUUCGCCUUCGGCAAGUACCAGCACAAGAACCUGCUGAUCCUCUACGAUGCCAUCGGCACUCUGGCCGACUCUGUGGGCCACCACCUCAACCAGCCGGAGUACAUCCAGAAGCUGAUGCCUCCACUGAUCCAGAAGUGGAAUGAGCUCAAGGACGAAGACAAGGACCUCUUCCCUCUGCUGGAGUGCCUGUCCUCAGUGGCCACCGCCCUGCAGAGCGGCUUCCUGCCCUACUGCGAGCCUGUCUACCAGCGCUGUGUCACCCUGGUGCAGAAGACGUUGGCCCAGGCCAUGAUGUACACCCAGCACCCCGAGCAGUACGAGGCACCCGACAAGGACUUCAUGAUUGUGGCGCUGGACCUGCUCAGUGGCCUGGCCGAGGGCCUGGGUGGCCACGUGGAACAGCUGGUGGCCCGCAGCAACAUCAUGACCCUGCUCUUCCAGUGCAUGCAGGACUCAAUGCCCGAGGUCCGGCAGAGCUCCUUCGCCCUCCUGGGAGACCUCACCAAAGCCUGCUUCAUCCAUGUCAAGCCCUGUAUCGCUGAGUUCAUGCCCAUCCUGGGCACCAACCUGAACCCCGAGUUCAUCUCUGUCUGCAACAAUGCCACCUGGGCCAUCGGCGAGAUCUGCAUGCAGAUGGGGGCAGAGAUGCAGCCCUACGUGCAGAUGGUCCUCAACAACCUGGUGGAGAUCAUUAACCGGCCUAACACACCCAAGACGCUGCUGGAAAACACAGGUCGCCUGACGAGUCCCUCUGCCAUUCCAGCCAUCACCAUCGGCCGCCUGGGCUACGUGUGCCCGCAGGAGGUGGCGCCCAUGCUGCAGCAGUUCAUCCGGCCCUGGUGCACGUCGCUCAGGAACAUCCGGGACAACGAGGAGAAGGACUCGGCCUUCCGCGGCAUCUGCAUGAUGAUAGGCGUCAACCCCGGGGGUGUCGUGCAGGACUUUAUUUUCUUCUGCGACGCUGUAGCCUCCUGGGUGAGCCCGAAGGACGACCUCCGGGACAUGUUUUAUAAGAUCCUCCAUGGCUUCAAAGACCAAGUCGGGGAGGAGAACUGGCAGCAGUUCUCGGAGCAGUUCCCGCCGCUGCUCAAGGAGAGGCUGGCUGCCUUCUACGGGGUCUAGACGAGCAUCGUGACAGCCAGGUCUCUGUCUGCGUCAUCAUCGCAGGGGUUGCUGGGGAGCGCGCUGCGUCCAGAAGUCGCCGUGCCCUGGUCGAGGGGGGUUAGGGAGGAGUGAGUGGGACCCAAAUCCAGAUGCCUUCCCCGUCCAUCUACCUGUGGGGCCGGCGGCGGGCGGGCAGGUGGGUGGGGCCUCCACGCUCAUCCUACAAACGGGGGGGUGGGGUGGGACUUCUUGGCGGCAAGGGCCCCUUUGCUCAAUCGGGGUCACCUCCGGUGGCCCACUUGGGCCGGCCACGUGGGAGGGAAGAAUCAACACGGCCGACGGGAUCCGGCUUAGGAUGAGGCGAGGGGAAAGCAGGCAGGGAGGGGGGUCCUUGUAGAGACACGUACACUCACACGUACACACGUGGCCACGCGCAUGUGCGGUGCUGCAGCCAGCCAGGCUGGGCCAGCCGCCCACCAUUUCCCCGACUGCAUGGAGACAGUAGAAUUAGUGAACCCCUGAGUUAACCCGUAAGGCCUUCCGUGUAACCUGCAUCUAGAGUUUAAGAAGCUUCUGCUGUUUUGCCGGAAUUGGCGGUGAUCGGGGAGGGCUGGGGGGGUUGGGGGCCUCCGCGGGGACCCUGGGCGGGGGGAAGAGGAUGGCCACCUUGGGGCCACCCCGUCAGCACGCGCACACUUCGGACCUGCUCCGCACACUUCCUGCCGGCUCUGAGGCAGCCUCGGCCAGUGUGUCCCCCUCCUUGUCUUGUCCCAGCCAGAAGACUGGGGACCACCAGAGCAGCUGGGGCUGGCCAGAAGUUGUCCUUUCUCCUUGCCCUGGGCCCCAGCGACUUGAAGAUGCUGGGCUGGGAUUUUUUUCCCCCAAAGAGAGCUGGGGGCGGCCACAGCUGCUGCCGCCUGCCCCCCGCAUCUCUCCAUAAACAAGCCCGUGUCAAGGACAGUCCAUUUCUCCGUGCUCGCAAGAGCCCUCUUCCCAAGUUCUAGGCCUGAGUUUUAAGACAAGGGCUGCGGCCGGGGCAUUUAAUCGAUGGUGACAGAGGAUGAAGGUUUAUGUUUUGCCAGCAAGAAGGAAGCUCCGGGCCUGGAAGAGGGGAAAGGUGACGGACCCCCUGACCCCAGUCUGUGGCCCUCGGGCUUCCCGCUCAUCCCAGCACCCAGUGGGCCCCGAAACCCACCAGAUUGGGGCAUGAUUCUAGGGUACCUUCUGAGAUUGGCUGGGGAUGUGGUCACCGUGGGAGGGUUCCCCUGGAGAGGGAGGGAGCGUGGUUAUUUGCAAGUUGGCCUUGAAACUGAAACCGGGCCCUGCAGCCCCCUUAAUGUUGUUUUCCUUUUUCUCUUCUCCCACUUUCUACUUCUUUGGGGGUGCCUGUUGGGGUUUUGGGGGGCUUUGACUAGAUUCCUGCAUCCUGGGGCCUGCUCCAUCCAUCCGUCCGGGGCCCUGGACCCCACCCCCAUCACAUCCCUGUGUCUUCUUUCUGACAGGGUCAGGCCCUGCCUCUAUUCCGAGGGGCACUUGGUGCACAUUCCAUAAACUCAGCUGGUCGUGUCCCCUCUCCCCCAUAUGAAACUCCAGCAGGUCUCUGGAAGCCAUUUGUAAAAAAAAAAAAAAAAGGAAAAAAAAAGAAAAAGGAAAAAAAGUUUUUUUUUAAAAAAAAAACAUUUAAUUUUCUGGUAAUUCCAGUUCCUUGGAGCACCCUCUCUCUGCUGGGUCUUGGGGUGUGUGGAUGGAUUGGCUGAUGGGAUUGGUAACCCCUUCUCCACCCAGGAUGGGGGCUCCAAUCACCUUCAGGGAAGGGGAGCCUGGUUCUAGUUUUCUUUCUUUCCUUUUUUUUUUUUUAAGAAAACUAUUUAAUUUUUUAAUUUAUUUUUGGUUGAUUUUUGCACAACGAAGUUUCAGCUUCUCAACCUUCUCCUCUGCCCAGGGCUGCGGACCCUGACUGGCCUCGAUCUGCAGCCCCCCUCAUGCCGAUGUCCCUCCUUCCCCCUCCUCCUCUUCCUCCUGCGGGCUCCAGGGUCUGUCCAUUUGUUACUGUGCUGUGCUGGGGAUUGGCGCCGAGGUGGCGUGAGAUUCCACUUGUGUAGAACUUUGUUGAGUAAAGAUCAGUUUCUUGUGAAA
This is a messenger RNA of Equus caballus (horse), 5006 nucleotides long. It is a transcript of the gene TNPO2, whose product is annotated as transportin 2. NCBI's taxonomy places the organism in Eukaryota, Metazoa, Chordata, Mammalia, Perissodactyla, Equidae. Gene Ontology annotation, biological process: protein import into nucleus. The record is from RefSeq and is a predicted model, not a curated record. Gene Ontology annotation, molecular function: nuclear import signal receptor activity; small GTPase binding. Gene Ontology annotation, cellular component: nucleus; cytoplasm.